AUGAAUGUUAUGAAAGACUCUUCUCGUGAAGAGAGCUCAUCCCGAGAAGUAGAAGGAUCUUUGGUGGUACUUUCCCGACGAGGAAGCUAUCGAAAGAUUUCGGAGGGGACCAUGAGCAGGAACAGUAGCAACAACAACAUGAGCAGAAAUUCCUCAUUCACGGAUGUUGCAGACCAAAUGCCGGAGAAUGGUUCCACUAACACUACCACCAUGACCCCUAUCAUUUCCUCUCGAGAGUUGUUUGGAAAAGAUGGCAGUGAUGAACAUGAAAAUUUGAACCCCCUCCUCUAUUCCCCCAUCACUUCUCCUCUCACCCCUUCCUCCCCAGCUUCACCCUUUAUUUUGUGUCCAUUCGCGUACAAGCCUACUCAUGGACGACAACGACGGCAUUCGUCCCAUGAGGCCAUGACCAUUACAGAUAUUGAGGAUGAAGGCGACUCUUUGAGUUGUUUCAUCUCAAACGAUGCCCAAGAUCCUUCCAUCACCAUCACUCCUGUACCCAGCAAUACCACCACCAACAACAACACCAACAACAUUUCACUCUCCUCAUCUUGCCUUUAUUCAUCCUUAAUGAUGAAUCGGAGGUUACUUGUAAAAUCAGACACACCAAACGACGCAAUGACCCCUUACGGCACUACAAGUGAAGCAAUAGGAGACAGUGAAACCUCUUCUUUAACAUCAACAGCAGCCUCUGCAUCUUCUGCGUCCUCUGCAUCAAAACAAAUCCUCAAUAACCCUUCUCGUCCCAUGCUAAGGACCCACAAGCAUGCAAGAAAAUGUACUUUAUUACGACCCCAAAGAUCUUCAUGGCAUGCCCAAACCAAACAUUCGAGCUCAGCCAACAGACUUCUCGAUUUUCAGAUGCAACGUCAGCCGGUUCCUUUGAGAAAUUUGUUGCUGGGUGGACAUCAUCACGACGUUACAUUAGAGCCACCUCACCAACCACACAAACAUCAUCAGCACCACAACAAUCAUCAGCACCAUAGUACACAACACAAAAGUUCAACAAUUUCAACAUCAUCAACAACAUAUUUAUCCAGUAGCGUCAAAACCAGACGUUCCAACUCAAACAGUAGCAGUGGCAUACCAAGUCAACAACCACACCAAGAAUCUGAUACCUCUGACUCUCGCUCCUUAACAACAGAGGAAUCAAUUUCUGUCAGAUCUUUUGACUCCUCCCUUGAUGAACCAGCAACCUCUCCAUUUGCAUUUCUUCAUGAUUUUUCCCCAGUUGUAAAUACAUCUUCCACCACCACCCUCUUCAAACCUUAUAAUCAUGAUAGCAGAUACAAGAGAGAGGGAGCAGGUUUUUCAGAGAGUGAAAUUGCUGCCUUGCUUCUCAUUUUGUUCAUUAAGAUGAUUUUAUUUUUGGUUCAUAUUGCAUCUCCCAAGUUUUCUGAAUGGAUUCGCAAGUGUUGUUUCUCGUAA
This is a messenger RNA of Naegleria fowleri, 1428 nucleotides long. RefSeq lists its product as uncharacterized. Lineage: Eukaryota; Heterolobosea; Eutetramitea; Acrasida; Naegleriidae. The transcript has a single exon. Bases 1 to 1428 code for a protein of 475 amino acids. The record is from RefSeq and is a predicted model, not a curated record.